Messenger RNA from Limulus polyphemus (Atlantic horseshoe crab), 1914 nucleotides. RefSeq names its product protein enabled homolog. The record is from RefSeq and is a predicted model, not a curated record. Lineage: Eukaryota; Metazoa; Arthropoda; Merostomata; Xiphosura; Limulidae. The transcript is spliced from 2 exons. Bases 139 to 1515 code for a protein of 458 amino acids.
UUUUUUUUAGCUAUUUUUAGAUUGACUAUAUAAAUGUGUGUGUUUCAUCUUGUGUAAAGUAACCCAUUAUCUUGCGUGGUUUUAAUAAAAUGCCAAAUCUUUAAAUCAAGUAUUUCAUAUUCUUAUAAUUACAGGGUCAUGUCGAUUUUACUGUUGUGUUUUGCAGGUGUUGGUAAUUCAGGAAUAUUUGGCGGUGUAGAUCCUUCUGCAAAAGGGCAUCCUAUCGUAAUAAGUCAAGACCCAUGGAAUGGACUUCAUUCCUUCAGACCCUUACAGCCGGGUGGAAAUCUGACAAAUAAUGCCCCCUGGGGAGGACUUAAGGCAGAAGCACAGCGAGAAUCAGUAAGAAUACAAUGGCAAGAGAGAGGGUUAGAUCAGGAACAAGAAAAAGAAAAAAACAGAAGAGUAGAGGUAGAAAAAGACCGAAAAGAGAAAGAAGCUAUAGAGAAAAGUAAAGAAUUAGAAAGGGACAGAGAACAACGUGGCUUUCACCAUCUUCACAACAUAGACCGAACCAGAAAAAGAGAGAGCCAUGGCAGAAGUAAUCGUGGAGAACCAAGAGAGGUGAGAGAAGCUUCUAGAUCUCCAGUUCAAAUAAGUAAACAUAACAUCAAGCCUACAAAUAAUUUUACCACCCCAAAAGCAGAUGUUAAAAUUAAAGAAGAGAAACGAGAAGACUCUCUAUCGCCAAGUUCUAGCUCUGGAGCAACAACUUCUAUUGUUUCAGAACAUCAAACAGUGGAAAUUACUGAAUCUCAAACUUCAAAUAAUUACUUGCCUCAAAAUGUGCCUCAUCAUCCUCAUUUCGGUGCCAUAAGUAAAAUAGAACCUAAUAUUGGAUCAGCGUCUGGAUCCCAUCUGGAACAACUGCCACUUCCCUUUACAUCAUCAUUCAAAUCAACAGUUUCUAUGACCAACAGUGCAACUGUUGAUACUCGGGAUCCGUACAGACUGUUAGAUUAUUCCCAAGUUUCGGGUUGUGGCCGUGAUCAGAUCUUCCAGCGUUAUUCCUCCCUACAUCCUGUGAUGCCUUUCUUGCCCUACGAUCCAUUUCACGAGACUGAACACGCUCGGCACCUUCUGAAUGGUUUGCACGUACCAGAUAUUGCUUCUCAAGUAGAGAGGGGCAAACUUCAUCCGAGCAUCCUCAGACAAAACGAUUCCUCGUUUCUUUAUGCAUCUCCUGGAAUGCUUCCCUUCGUGCCAACAGGUAGCUUAUAUCCUCCACCAAAGAGUCCUUUCUUAAGUAGCAUAACCGACAGUGUGACAACAGUUAAAAAUAGAAACAGUUCGCCAGGAAAUCCUCCCAGCUCCAUUCCACCUCCUCCACUGAUUCCUUUAGAAAAUGAUAUCGUUCAGAAUCAGCAUAGGAGUAGAGACCCUUCUCCUGUAAUCCACUCAACAUUGACAACCAGCCCAUCAGUCCUAUUAGAGAAUUCUCGCAAAGAUUUAUAUGGGAGAGAGAAAUGUGAACUGAGAUUGCAGCCUAAAGAAGCAGACUCCCAGUCUAGGUAACAGCACAAAAAAUGUACAUGCACCGUCAGGAGCACAUCUGUUCUCACAAUGUUUGUGAUGACCUAUUCUGAAAACAAUGCAAUCUUUGUACAUACCAUAUUGUUUAGGCUCUCUGUAGCUAGUUUGACUUUCAUACCACAAGUGAAUGUGUUGUUGCAUUAUGUUCUUCAACUUACCAGAUGUUUCUUGUCAUACGUACCAUUGCCUACUGCCAGAUGGUUCCUUCACAUUUUGAUUUUAUUUUUGUUUACCAUCUCCGAGAAAUUUGUUGAACAAUUGAAUAAAAUGAAAACAUUGUUGCCUCAUCAUUGCAAAGUUUGAUAACGUUGUUGGUUGGUCAUGUUAAAGAUUAGAGCACCUGCUUAUGUUGUGAGUGUGACAGUGAUAAACCCAUGUAGC